Macrobrachium nipponense is the source of this 3478-nucleotide messenger RNA. Its product is annotated as galactokinase-like. Bases 175 to 1371 code for a protein of 398 amino acids. Gene Ontology annotation, cellular component: cytoplasm; cytosol. Gene Ontology annotation, molecular function: galactokinase activity; ATP binding. Gene Ontology annotation, biological process: galactose metabolic process; carbohydrate phosphorylation. The transcript is spliced from 9 exons. NCBI's taxonomy places the organism in Eukaryota, Metazoa, Arthropoda, Malacostraca, Decapoda, Palaemonidae. The record is from RefSeq and is a predicted model, not a curated record.
AGCUGAACGCGCCUGGAACUUUGACAGAAGGUAGUGUAUCGCACAGAUAAGAGGAACAAUUGAUCGAUAAUUAACCAGUGACCUUCAGAUAUAAUCAUACCGGCAAGCACUUCAAAUUAUCACAAAACAUCUCGUGAACAGUUAUACAGGAGUCCAGGCUGCUGCUCUGCAGAAAUGGCAUCUAAGAUCCCAGAACUAUCAUCUUUGGUUUCAACUGCACAGGCUGCUUUUAGUGAAAGAUUUCAUGGUAGGCCUGAUAUAGCAGUUGCAGCUCCAGGGAGGGUUAACAUAAUUGGUGAACACACAGAUUACAAUGAUGGAUUUGUCUUCCCAAUGGCUCUCCCAUUAGUUACUGUGAUGGUUGGAAAGCAUACUGACUCCAAUAAGUGUAAGAUUUUUACUCUUGCUGAAAACGUUGACCAACCUCAUGAAGUAGAAUUCCAAGUACCAACCCCAUCUCAUCCACUUAAGCCUCACAAACCAAACUGGGCUAAUUAUGUGAAGGGUGUUGUGGCUAAUUUUCAUGGUCCUGUGAGUGGUUUUGAUGCUGUCAUCACCACCUCGGUACCUUUAGGUGGAGGUUUGUCUAGUAGUGCUUCCCUUGAAGUUGCAACAUACACCUUCCUUGAAGUGUUGAUGGGAACAAAGGCACCUAGCUUGCAGGCUAAAGCCCUGGCUUGCCAAAAAGCAGAGCACGAAUUUGCCAACAUGCCUUGUGGUAUAAUGGAUCAGUUCAUCUCUACUAUGGGGAGUAAAGGACAUGCACUACUUAUUGACUGUAGGUCAUUGGAAUCAAAACUUGUGCCCUUGUCUGACCCAUCAGUCACAUUUGUCAUCACAAACUCGAACGUGCGACACACGCUCACUGGUUCCGAGUAUCCUACGCGAAGGAGGCAGUGUCAAGAUGCUGCUAAGAUUAUGGGCAAGGAGAGCUUGCGUGAUGCAACUCUUGCUGACUUAGAAAAUCACAAGUCAGCAAUGGUAGAAGAAAAAGAGCUGUACAACAGGGCUCGCCAUGCCAUAUCUGAAAUUCAUCGAACUGAGGAAGCAGUUUCCAUUUUAAAGAAUGGAGAUUACAAUACUUUUGGGAAAUUAAUGACCGAAUCGCACAAUUCCCUCAGGAAUGAUUAUGAAGUAUCCUGUCCAGAACUUGAUCAGCUGGUAGACCUUGCCUUAGCAGUUUCUGGUGUUUACGGAUCAAGAAUGACAGGUGGUGGCUUUGGAGGAUGUACAGUGACUCUGGUAAAGCAAGAAAAUGUCGAAGACCUCAUUGGCCACAUCAAGCAAAACUACAAAGGCACUCCAACAUUUUACGUAUGUGCACCUUCACAUGGGGCUCAGGAAGUUUCCCUCUUACACAAAAAAGCAUAAAAAAAGUUCUAGAGAUUAUGAAGAAUUAGAAGAUGAACUUGGGAGUCCUUCCCAUUUAUAUUUCAGAAAUACUAAAGGAGAUCCAACGUUACCAAAAGUUUCAGUACAAUUUUCGUCAUUAAUUUUUUCUCUGAACUUUUAGGUGAUGAAGUGUGAACCAGUAUAGUUACGCUUUCAGUAUCCCAGGUUUGAAUUUGUGCUAAUACAUGCCUUUGUGUAUGUAGUUUAUACUUUGGUAUAAGUGUCCUUAUCAUGCAAUUAAUUUUAUCGAAUAACUACUAAUAUUCUGGGGUAUAUUUAGAGUUAAUUUGCACCUCAAUUUUAUUCUACAGUAUAAGUAUUAUACUGUAGAAUAAAAUAGAGAUAACUAAGUUUUAACACUAUUAUUAUUUGUGAAACUUUUGGAUUUACCUGAGAAUAGGAAAUGUUAAAGGCCAGUUAUUUACUUUGUUUCAUGUAUGUGUGUGUGUGUUCUUGGUAGCAACAUUGGGGUUGUGGUAUGGUAGCACUGACAAAGCAGCUAUUAGAAGCCACAUUGAAAUUAUUUUUGAGACUAGUUUCUCAAAGAUUGGAUAAUUUUAAAACCUGUUUUAUUUGCGUAGAUCAUACCUUCAUUACAGUAACAAACCUAAUGUGGAAUAUCUCAGUAGAAGUAAUUCAUCUUAGAUGCAGGCUUAUGCAAAUGUCAAACGUACUCCUGUUCAAUUUUUGAACAAGACAAAUCCAGAUUCAGAAUAUUUAUGAAUUACCAUAUUCAAAAUUCCAAUGAUAUUACAAUUAAAAGUGUGUAAUUCUGAAUUAUCAAAUGAAAAUCCGGAACUGUUGUAGCUUGCAUGUUUAAAGUUAAUGCUGCCGUUUUAUUUUUUUAUUGUUAAGGUAAUAGUGUUGAUAUGUUAUUAGUUUUUAGUUUUUUUGCACUUUUUUGUUUUUUGUUACACACUUGCCAUUCCUUACCAAUGUCCAAAGUGUAAAGGGACAAUCUUUACAAAAUGCUGAUGAUUAUGGUUAUCAUUCCUUACCACAUUUCCAGUUUUAUUUCCUCCAGGCAGGAUAAGCCUAGACUGUUCUUUUAGCAACAUGCAGUAGGCAGUCUUAAAGUUGCUUUUUGCUACUUCCCAUGUGCCUCCAGCUGCAUUGUUUACUAGAUUUUACUUUUCCUUUGUUACCAUCAGUUUCUUUCUGCCCAGGUGUCCUAAUUUCUUAAAUUACCCCUUUUGGACCAUUCCUUUUGGUUAGCCCAAUUAGUACUACAGUAUUAUUAUUAUAAUUGUAUUUAUUAUAAAGUAGUCUGGGUAAACCACACAGUUCAGAGUCUUACCUCUCAUAGACAUGUAACUUUGAUGUGAUUAAUAAUAAUAUUCUUAGUUUUGUUACCAUGGAAAAGUGGUUGAGCCAGUCCACUGAAUCGGUUUGAGAUUUAUAACAGUGCCAGUGGAUUUUGCAUUUAGAUAAGUCACUGAAGAUUUUAGCAAGAAGUAAAGUUGGGGGUAACAGGGAAGACAAAAAGGAACAGAUUAAAAGGUCAAAGAAUGAAACUGUAGUAUGGAUGGACAUACAGUAUUGGAGAACAUUCAGUACAAUGUUACCCAAAGAACACUAUUGGGUGCAGCCUCAUAUGAGGGUCAUUUCUGUUGUAGACAUAUAUUUUUUCCAAGGAAUAACUCUUCGAAGGGUAGCCAUUAUGGGAGUGACAAAUUAAUUUUUGAAAUAUUGUUUCCACUGAAAUGUUUGUGAUUUAUUGCACAAAUUCACUGCUCAGUGCAGUGUCUAAGGCUGUGAUAAUGUAGGCCUUACAGAGUAGUUUUAUUUUGUAAUUUUUCAGCUGUUGACAGUCAUAGGUCAAUAAAAUACCUGAAAUAGCUGUAAGACUUUUGAUGUUGGUAUAAAAUACUACACAUUCAUAAGUUAAAUUGCUUUCCAGUUUUGUAGCAUUAUACUGUUAUAACUUUCAAUACAAAGGUUGCUAAUUAUUGAUCGUUGCCCCUGUUAUUUGUAAAACAUUUUCAUCACUGGAAUAAAAAUCCAUGUGUAUUUAAAAUUUAUCACUUCUUAAGUCAUUUUGUAGUCUUUUCAAGAUAAUUUUCAAAAUAAAAAGGACAUAGUAGAA